AAGUGACCCCAGGAUCUCAAUUGAUUCACGAGAAACAGUGUUACGUUGUGAUGCUCCCGCUACAUAUAAGGAAUAUUCUCUAUUUCACCUGCUAGUGUCCCGUACAUAGUGACAAUAAUAACAUUAAAUAGCGGUAAAGAAAUGUGCUAACAUGUUGUUUUUAAAGUUUUUGUUUAUCUUUGUAUUUGGGAAUAUUUUGGCGAAGCCAACGGAUGAACUUCAGGAUGUCAUUGGUGAAGCUGAAAUGGCAAUAAUGAACGAAGCUUCUCCAAAGUUGAUGUACAUAGUACCCGGUGUUUCAUCGUCAAAAAAAUCUAUCAAAAGUGUUGAUAUAUUUGAUUUGAUAGAUAGAGAAAAUGUGGGCUAUCGAGAGUUCAUUGAGUAUGUGGAUAAAGGAUAUUUCAAUAAAGGUCUGGUAUUUAACAUUUAUGAUGACACCAUAAGAAAUGCAACCCUUUCGCUAUUUCGUUUACUACAAAAUGUGGAUGAGAAGACUGCUUAUAAAAUUUAUGUGUGGGGCAAAGAAAAUAUAAACGAUGAUAUAAUGGAAUAUGCCACCCGACUUUCCUCACUAUACGGAACGCACGACCAAAAAGAAAUCUCACCCCCAUUCAUAUCAAAGCCAAACUACUUUGUGAAUAGUGAAGCAAUAAUAAAAGCUGCAAAAUUGAAAAUUAGAAAUGGAUUUCUUUACCCAAAUGAAGCAAGAAUGAAUGGUUACUAUAGAACAGACAACACAAUAACCAUAAAUGCUAAUUAUUCAGGGUGGAACACAUUUGAAAAUCCAUGUGAGAAAGAGCUUAAUUAUUUCCGAGAAGACAUAGGCCUAAACAGUUACUAUUACGGUCUUCAUUUGCUGCAUCCGUUCUAUAUGAGCAACGCUGAGCUAGAUGAAAUAAACCCUCGUCAUGCUGAACAUUACUAUUUCGCACAUCAACAACUUAUGGCUAGGUAUUUGCUUGAAAAGGAACAUCUGAAAAACGUGAAGAAUGAUAUUGCAGACAAAAUAUGUGAGAAUAUGUAUAAUCCUUAUCUUAUGUACGACAAUGGCCUACAAUUUCCGACUAGAUCAGCGAGUAAGUUUGAAUGGAGCGAUAAACGCGCGUACCUCACUUCCAUAGAUAUUGCCAUGAAAGAAUGCUUUUCCCGAGGUUUCAUAAUAAUGGACAACGGUACAAAAAUAAACAUGACAGAUGAGAACCACACCGAUCUUUUAGCUAAGAUAAUAAGAGCUAAUUUAGAUGGCGUCAAGGCGGCUAAAAUCGUACGCAAUUUGUAUGGGUACGGCGGACAAGUGAUAUCAGAAGACUCGCAUAACCCAUCACCAUCAGCGCUGCAUCACCCGCAAACUUCACUUCGAGACCCUGUGUACUGGAACCUCAUCAAGAAACUCCUGAGUUACUUCUUAGACUUCAAAAGUGCUAUGGAACCUUUCGAUCUACUUUCUUACGAAAGUGACGAUAUUAUUAUCACAGAUGCAGAAAUACCCAACAUCGAAACCUAUUUCAAAAACUAUGAAUUCAGUAUUGAUAGAGCGUUGGUAGAAGACUCUUACAAUAUGAAGUCACCAUAUGAAUUGCUAUUUACUGUUAAUCAAAGAAGGCUUUCAUUUAAAGAUUUCAGCUUUUAUUUUAAUGUGAAUUCACUGCGAGAACAAGCUGUUGUUGCCCGACUUUUCCUAGGACCUCAGUGUGACGAAGAUUGUUGGGAUGACUUUGAUAAGUUCUAUCAACUUGAUGCUUUUAAUUAUACUCUAAAAGAGGGAUCAAAUAUUAUAUCUUGGUCACCUGAUUCGUCUACCCGUUUAUCAGAUGACUAUUCUGUUAAUUUUGAAAAUGAUAUUGAAACAGAUGAUAAGUACAGCAUGUUUAAAUUUCCUAAGACUCUUGUGAUACCUCGAGGCUUGGAACAGGGUUUGAAUCUCACUUUGUUUAUCAUAGUUACUCCAGUGACUGAAUAUACAGACAGUGAAAUUGGGCCGGAAUACAAAUUAUAUCGAAGUAUUUCCUAUGAAUUGGAUAAUAAGCCUCUAGGGUUUCCGUUCCACCGUGAAGCCAGUGGCUUCAAUCCUGAAGCUUGCAAUUAUAAAUUUUAUAAUGUAACCAUCUAUCACCAAAAUAUGAAUGACGGACGAAGUCAGUAUUUCUCUUCUAACAUUCAAUAAAAUAAGUCAAUGUACCUAAUAUUUUUAUAUUAGUAGUGAGUAGGGUUAAAGUUACUAAGAUAUUAAGAAAAUAAAAUAGUUGUUAUUAU
This is a messenger RNA of Plutella xylostella (diamondback moth), 2253 nucleotides long. Its product is annotated as hexamerin 70a. Lineage: Eukaryota; Metazoa; Arthropoda; Insecta; Lepidoptera; Plutellidae. The record is from RefSeq and is a predicted model, not a curated record.